This is a messenger RNA of Helianthus annuus (common sunflower), 588 nucleotides long. Its product is annotated as gibberellin-regulated protein 6. NCBI's taxonomy places the organism in Eukaryota, Viridiplantae, Streptophyta, Magnoliopsida, Asterales, Asteraceae. Bases 93 to 398 code for a protein of 101 amino acids. The transcript has 3 exons. The record is from RefSeq and is a predicted model, not a curated record.
UUCUAUGUCUAAAGUCAAUAUAUACCUGCAUCAAACCAUUUCCCGCUUCACACUUCUUUCAUCCUGCUCCUCUCUCUGAACCACAGACAGUCAUGGCUAAGUUCUUCGCUAUCCUGCUUUUGGCUCUGCUGGUUAUUUCCAUGCUUCAAGCUACUGUUUUGGCGAAAGGAGGGCAUCAUCACCAUGGCUACGGUCCUGGAAGUUUGAAAAGCUCACAAUGCCCCGGGCAGUGUGUACGGAGAUGCAGCAAGACGCAGUACCACAAGCCUUGCAUGUUUUUCUGUCAGAAAUGCUGUGCAAAGUGCCUUUGUGUACCACCGGGGUAUUAUGGGAAUAAACAAGUUUGCCCUUGCUACAACAACUGGAAGACUAAGGAAGGAGGACCAAAAUGCCCCUAGAUUUUUGCAGUAGUUUGCCUUUUGUAACUUUAAAUCAGACUGUAUGGUAUUUAUUUUGUUUUAGUUGUGGUGUCCGUUUGAAUAAAAGUAAAAGUGGACCUAUGAGUAUGUGACAGUUUGAUAAGGUGGGGAACUUCAACACGUGCUUGUGUCCUAAUUAAUGUCUUUUCUACUUUUUUUAACUGCAAAA